GUGAAGGUGUGAAACAAACAGACAUCAGUUUAUUAAUCGAGAUUCUUUCAAUAUAUUCAGUGUGUGCCUGUUGUUCCAUUCCGAUGCAAUGUGAUUUCGGUUCUUAUUUUCGAUUGCAAUUGAAUCGUUUCCAGUUAUAUAGAAGUCAUGCAGAAGUUUCUGUUAAAAAAUUGAAAAAUGUUAGCCAUCAGUCAAGUGUGUUUAGUGUUAGUAGUGUUUGUUGACGUGAUAAGCACCUCGGUUUUGUUCAACAAAGACUCAAUUCACCACUUUAUGGACGAAAAAGAACUGCAAUAUUACUUCGGUACAGAAAGUAAAUUUCAUGUCCCGCACUACGAAGUGAUUGACAUUGCAGCAAGAGAACGACCGGAAAAUGAAAUCGAGGAUACCGUGCACUUUAAUCUGAAAGCUUUUGAUGAAGAGAUUCCCUUAAAAUUGAAAAUUAACAAAAAUUUAGUGUCGCCCUUUAUGAGAUUUGUGGAAAAAUUUAAUGGGACCGGAGAGAGAGAGCUACAUGGAAGGUCCAAUGAUUGCCACUAUCUACAUAAUGAUGAAGAAACGUCUGCAGCUAUAAGUGGAUGCAGCAGUAACAAUAUCAAUGGAAUCAUCCUGCGACCAUCUAAGUCUUACGAAGUAAAAUCGUUAAACGACCGAUUGAAAUCAAUUUUCAAUGGUAAAAACCCCGAUCGUAAUGCUACAGACAACUUUCACAUCGUCAAAAUCAUCGACAAUUUCUUCUCGAAUGAAACAAAUAAUUUUUUCGUUAAUUAUCCCGGCCAACCCGAAUCGAUACGACAACUUUCACGGAAGCUACUUCGACUUCCUACAGCCUCUAAAGUUCGUCGGCCAAUUUUACCCGAGCGAAGAGGGCACAAAAUUAAACGUGGCACAAAGGAGCGUAAGACAACUGUUGAAAUUGGUGUAUUCUUUGAUGCAGCUGCUUAUCACACAUUUGCACCGUACUUCGAUUACGAUAGCAAUAAGAUACGGAACAUGCUUCUUGCGUACAUCAAUGGAGUUCAGUCACUGUACCAUCAUCCAUCCCUGGGCACACCGAUUGAUUUAACCAUAGUCUAUAUGGAAAUUAUGACAUCCCAGCCAGUCGACUUACCACAUUAUCAUGGAGAAAGAGGUUCGUUGUUGGAUUCCUUUUGCAAUUAUCAGAAGAAUAUCAAUCCAGAAGACGAUAAAAAUCCGAACCAUUGGGACAUGGGACUGUAUAUCUCGGGCUUAGAUUUCUUCGCUUACGAAAAUGGACAACGUUCAACAGUCACUAUGGGUCUGGCGGCUGUCGGUGGAGUGUGUAUUGAUCAGUAUGCGUGUGUUAUUGCUGAAUUCGGAACAAAAAAUGUUUUUGGAAAACCUUAUCCGUCUGCAGGCUUUACUUCGGUGUAUAUAAUGGCGCAUGAGAUAGGACAUAAUUUGGGUAUGCAUCACGACUCGUCUGGAAAUUCUUGCCCUAGUGAAGGAUACGUUAUGUCCCCAUCGAGAGGUACACAGGGCGAAACCACUUGGUCAUCAUGUAGUGCAGACGUUGUAAGCAAAAUAAACUACGAAUACAGUUGCUUAGAUGACAAACCUCCAUCCGUUCCAAUUGACUUCAAUUCAUGGAAAUAUGAAGGAUUUCCGGGGCAGGUGUUCACAGCAAAGAAGCAAUGCGAACUGUUGCUAAUCGACAACGAUGCUGUCGUCUCUCAAACAAACGGUUACCAUCAAAUCUGCAACAACUUACACUGUCGGUCACCACAUCGUAGUGGUUAUUAUUUUGCUGGUCCAGCACUGGACGGAACAGAUUGCGGACCGGAUAAAUGGUGCGAAGGUGGAGUAUGCGGGAAAAAACGACCGUUUGUGAAACCUAUAGAAUAUGUGAAAGGAGGUUGGAGCGAUUGGAUGAAUGGAACAUGCAAGUCGGAUUGUCUGAUGGAUGGGUUGGGUCACCAGCGACGAGAGAGAAAGUGUGACAACCCGACACCGGUCAAUACGGACGAAGGAUGUUCAGGACCCGCUUAUACAAUGGCACUUUGCUCUGAUUCAGAGAUUUGCAGUGACAGUGAUAGACGAUCAGUUAUUGAUUUCGCUACAGAUAAAUGCAGGGAGUUCAGCAAAAUACUGGACGAUCUUGAUCCCGACGGAUUUGGUCUUCAGGCUCCACAUGAAUACUCUCGACUUUGGAUGGGCUGUGCAAUUUUUUGCAAGCGAAAAAACUCCGGCGCUUAUUACACGCCCAGAUUUGAACUGAAUGACCUAGGUGCCGAUCCGUAUUUCCCCGAUGGAACUUGGUGCCAUGCUGACGAAUCACAAAAUUACUACUGUCGUCAGCACCAUUGUCUACCCAGAAAUUUCGAAAUUACAAAACUAAACUUUUGGGAUUUCAUCAGUGAAGACCUACCAGGUUCGUGGAACGCUCGUCCAAAUGCACUGCCGUUGGAUGACAAAAUCAUCCAAUACCUUUCCAUCGACGAAAAUGGUAAGCCGCUGCUUACACAUCUCGAUUCGAAUGAGCUGCCCAAAGAAAAUGAUGAGGACUGGGAGAGCAAGGAUUAUGUUGAUUUGCCGCAUCAACAAAUGGAUGAAGCGUAGGGAUUAAUGUGCGUUUCAAACGGGUUCAAGGGUCACAACACAAAAUCACAAUUUAUUAAAACACAAUUCGGUUCUUAAAAUUAGACAAUUGCAGAAAACAGUAGACGAAGAUGAACCUAGAAUGUAUUCUCACUACUUCCUACCAAUCUGCGAGCAUAUCAUCGCGGCAUGUUGUUAUUCUUCUGUUUAUCAACAGAUUGAUAUGAAAACUUUUACUUUAUUAGUUAUGGCAAAUUAUAUUGCUAUAAAAGUACGAAAAAGCCUGAGGUUGUCGCAUUCAUUAUCCUUUGUCCGCCUCUCUAUAACCUUGAAACAGUUAAAGUCAACCAAAUUUGUGCGUGAGAUUGAUUCAGCUUGUUCACCCACACUCAUAAACUUUAUUAGUAGAAGAUAAUUCAACAUAAUUGAAUCCUGGCUUUUUUUACGUUACGAUUUGGCAACGGGCUGAGGAUACAUACACAAAGCUCAGAACGAUCACAAAUACUAUAAUGCCUGCCUAUGAAAUCUAAUCUAAGAGCUGAAAUGCCUAAGAAAUCAAAGUCUAGAUCUCAAAUGCUCAAAAUAAAAUUCUGAUUGCUGAAAUACCUACAAUCUCAAAGCUCAGAUCAAAAUCAAAUUUCAGCAAUCAGAAUUUUAUUUUGAGCAUUUAAGAUCUAGACUUUAAUUUCUUAGGCAUUUCAGCUCUUAGAUUAGAUUUCAUAGGCAGGCAUUAUAGUAUUUGUGAUCGUCCUGAGCUUUGUGUAUGUAUCCUCAGCCCGUUGCCAAAUCGUAACGUAAAAAAAGCCAGGAUUCAAUUAUGUUGAAUUAUCUUCUACUAAAGUACCAUGUCAUAGACGGCAAAACCAUACAUAAGAGACCCAUAAGCUAAGCCGUUUAAUAAAUUGGACCAGCUGGUAAACAUGAUGUAGUAAACUUAGACACAAAUUUGGUUGACAUUAACUGUAGUAAAAUUUUAUCAAAAAUCGUAAUGAUCUGUAGCCAGUCCGAUUCAGUACUCAGUUAUUUUGCGACACUUUGUCUAAAAUUAUCGAUAUAAUCAAAUAAUGUGUGUCAAUAACUUUUCAUAGAUGACAAGCAUUGAAGUAGGAGGUGAGCAAUGCCUAUGCGCAUUUCUAUAUAAAACGAAGUACUAGACGUCAACUAAUGCUUUCAUCAUCGAAACGAUUUUUUUCUCCGUUGAAUCUAAACAGCUCUCUAGCAGCCGGGUACACGUUGUUUAAAAAAUUAGAAUCACUAAAAUCUGGAAGUGAAAUGGUUUUUUACAGUACUAUCAAGGAUGCAAAAUCUUUUACUUCAAUUGUUUUAACAAAAAAAAUGCAAUAUAAGACCGUCAAAGUUCAUCGUUUAGUUUUUAUGGUCCUAGUCGACAAUAGAUGACAUUAUGAGCAUUACGCCAACAACUGUCUUUCAUCAUCUCGUCUAUUUAUUGACAGUGGAAUAUCGGUUUAUUAUUGAAAGGUCAGGAAAACUUUCACAUGCUUCCUGGUCGAAAAUCAUUUUUUCCAUCAAUUUUCAUCAGACUGCUUUAACAUGUAAAAUCCUGAUAAACUCUGAUAAAAGUGAAACUUGGCGCUUUUGCGUGGUAACUGAACUAGGCUUCGCCAUCGGAUCAACAAAGUUCACACGAAGACUCUUCUUUUCAAUUUUUUGUCUUUCGUUAUGAAAAGUUCAGUUUUCGUGAAAAUUUUUAUUCCGAGGCGUAGCCAAGGUCAAUAAAGACACAAAAAGGAGACUGGAUGGAGAUUACAUGAUGAGGGCGUAAACGGGUUUCAAGCAAAAAACAACAUUUCUAAGUAAGGUAAAACUCAGGAUCAGAGUUAACCCUUCUGAGAUUAUUUUCUCCAUUACAUUGUCGGAUCUCUCUUUUAGAUUUAUAUCGAUAUCGUGUCACUUAACAUUUAAGCACAAAAACUUAAAUUUAAAAUUAAAAAUAUUUUUCGAUC
This is a messenger RNA of Bradysia coprophila, 4523 nucleotides long. Its product is annotated as A disintegrin and metalloproteinase with thrombospondin motifs adt-2-like. The record is from RefSeq and is a predicted model, not a curated record. Lineage: Eukaryota; Metazoa; Arthropoda; Insecta; Diptera; Sciaridae. Gene Ontology annotation, biological process: proteolysis; extracellular matrix organization. Gene Ontology annotation, molecular function: metalloendopeptidase activity. Gene Ontology annotation, cellular component: extracellular matrix.